Messenger RNA from Spea bombifrons (plains spadefoot toad), 843 nucleotides. Its product is annotated as tumor necrosis factor-like. Lineage: Eukaryota; Metazoa; Chordata; Amphibia; Anura; Pelobatidae. The transcript has 4 exons. The record is from RefSeq and is a predicted model, not a curated record. Gene Ontology annotation, cellular component: membrane. Gene Ontology annotation, biological process: immune response. Gene Ontology annotation, molecular function: tumor necrosis factor receptor binding. The coding region runs from base 163 to 843 and encodes 226 amino acids.
CAGGGCUUCAGAAAUUUCCAUCUCCACCCACAUGUCGUAACGCCGCCGGGGAAAUUCUGCCCAAGUAUGCAGCGCUCUUAAAUAGGACGCCGUCUGACGGGGAGCUCAGAACAAACCAAACGCUCCGAAAGGGAAGACCGCUGAAAAAAUAGACAGAGCAAAAUGAAUAACGUAGAAUCCCAGAUGGAGAACGGCGUCCAUAUUGUCAGACUGGCGAAGCCCAAAGAGCGCUCCGGUAAAUGGCUUGGAAUCUGCGCUUUUACCCUCUUAGCGGCGUCCACUCUCUUUUUCGCCCUGCUGCAUUUUGGGGUCAUUCCGUCUCCUGCGAAAAAGGAGGAAUUUAAAAUGCCCGAAAUUUUGCGCAUCCAGACCUAUUUAGAUUCUUUACCCAAAGCUGGGGCUCAGCAGAGCGAUGGGAAGAAGUUGGUGGCUCACUUGACCGGUACGGCAAAAGGUGGACAAAUAAACUGGCAAGGAACAACCAUGAAUGCCCUGAUGGAAGACGGACUGGAAAUACAAAACAAUAGACUGGUUAUCCCAAGGGGUGGACUCUACUUUGUAUACACACAGGUGGUCUUCACGGGUUCUUCCUGCUUGGAACCCAUUCAACUCACCCAUAAAGUCACUAAGUCCAGCAAAUCGUACAAUAAUAAAAAACAGUCCAUCCUCUCGUCAACCAAAACGGCCUGUGAGGUUCCUUCUCCCUCAGCCUGGUUCCAGCCUAUGUACCAAGGUGGAGUUUUCGAGCUCGAGAAGGGAGACGUUCUUGAGACCGAAACCACAAAUGUUAAGUCUGUUAAUUUUAACGACGGGAACACGUACUUCGGCAUCGUUGCCGUCUAA